AAAGAUCUCAUUGUCUUGAACAUGCAAUGCCAUUCUCCGACGUCCCAGGAUCUCCGCAUUCUGCCAGAUGACCUGUAUGAUGCUCUAUGUUUCCUAUAGCACUGCGGGCUUUGUUGGUGCCUCGGGAAGAUGUCGACAAUCUUCUUUGCAUUUCCAUUGCCUGGCAUUUCAUAUAGCCUCAUUAUCGAGACAGGUUCCUGCUUUGCACUUGCGGUCCCUGACGACAUCACCAUCACCUACGAGAGCGUUGUUGAAGAUGCACGGAAGCCUUUCAAUCAAGCGCUCAAUUAUUCAUACAUGCAUACUGAAAUAACUCUCUUAUGGACAUAUUGUCUGCAAUUUCUGAUUUCCACGUGUAUGCCUGAAGAGCUGGUAGCGCCGCAGGCUAUGCACUUCACCUUGGGUCUUACUGUAUCGCACUAUCUGUUCUCACUUCACUCACCCCACUCACCUCCGAAAUCCACACGCGGUUUGUGGGUAUCUCAACACGAUCAGCAGGGAAAACUUGGCAAAACAAAGUGAUGAAUACUCGUCGCGACGGAGUAUCAGGGCUAUGGCGAUGAUGGAGACGGAUAACGGUGAGCAGUUACAAUACCGAUAGCCGCCUUGGACCUGAUCUAGGUGACUCACAACUAACCGCUUAUGGAGUUGUGUGGAGGAGAAGUCAGGACCUGUUUGUCUAUCUCAUUCAGAGAAUGCAGAAAUUGACCGAUCUCCAAGAAAAUUCACAGGAGUCCACCUUCACGCCCGG
This is a messenger RNA of Suillus paluster, 751 nucleotides long. RefSeq lists its product as uncharacterized. The transcript has 2 exons. The record is from RefSeq and is a predicted model, not a curated record. Lineage: Eukaryota; Fungi; Basidiomycota; Agaricomycetes; Boletales; Suillaceae. Bases 130 to 522 code for a protein of 130 amino acids.